UCUCUAAUUUCACUCCUCAAAGCCCGACCAACGGGCGCUCGUUAGGGGCCCCCGCCGCCAGUCUGCUUCUGUGCGAGGGCCGGACAGAAAUAGAACCAACCGAGUGGCUGUUAUUGGCCGGGGGCCCGAGCCCAACUGUCAGCCAAACUAUGCGCCAGAGGUUUUUUUGAUGGGCAGAGCGGCUGCGACUGGGGAGUAAAUGUUACAAAAGGGGCUUUUUGUUAUCCCGGCCGAGCAGCGAGGGAAGCGGAGGAGCAGCUCCGGCUGAGGAUUUGGGGGCCCCCCUGUAACUCUACCGCGGCCCGGGCACCUCUCUGUCUUACCCAGCCCUGGGACCAGAGGAAUACCCCUACCUGCCCCAAGGUGAGAUGCAACUGCCUCCUCCACUGACUGUCGCACAUCUGCAUUAUCCAGUAGCACUAUAAAAGGGGGCUCUCAGUCGGUAAAGUAGACACCAGGCGGAGAUUCGGAUGGCUUUCCAAGAUGGCUGCCAAUACAGUUCGCUGUCUGUGCCAUUCCAGCGACUGCGCAUAAUCCAAGUGGACUCGGUGCGGCGCUGGAUGGACGACCUGAAGCUGAUGACGGAGUGUGAGUGCAUGUGUAUCCUGCAGUCCAAGCCCAUCGGGAAGGAGGAAGAUGCCCAAAGUGACCUGUUGCUCUCCUCCCCGGGCACGGCGCCCAGCAGCCUGGAGAUCCUACUCAAGAGAGCUUGGAUCGUAAGCACCGAACUGACCAAGAUAGUGGAGAAGCUGAUGAAGAGCAGGUGGAAGAGGCUGCACAGUAUGGCCAUCCGGGUCAGCUGCCACGUGCGCUCCAUGCUCAGAGAGUAUCACAGCUUUAAUCGCCCCUCCACAGAGGAAAUGCACCAGUUUGAGACGUUACUAAUGGACAAGUGCUCUGAGCUGACCGACGUUACUGAGAGGUGCGCGCUGUCCGAGGGGGAUGUGACCUGCCCCUCCCUCAAACUGUCCAUUAAUGAAACCCUCACAUCUGUUGGGCAGUAUUUUAGUCAGCUGAUAAAUCUUGCCCUGACUCAGGAAAUAAAGAGCUUGGUUGCGGAGCUGAACGCGUGUGAUAACAUUUAUAGCAUGGAAGCCGCAAUCUGCAGUUUGUACAGUCUGACCCAGGAAGGCUCCCGGCUGUGCAGUCUGGUGGCUCAGGAGGACGCGGUGGUGGCGCUGUUUAAGAUCUGCCGGCAAGAUUGCUUCCGAUGUCUCCAUUCGCCCGCCCUAAGGACGUUGGCUUCCCUCUGCGGCGUGGAGGAAGGUCUCUGCCAGAUGGAAAAGGUGGACGGGAUCCUGUGCCUCACAGACAUGCUGACCGACGAGACGCAGCCCGAGGCCACGAGAGCAGAAGUCGCAGCGGUGAUUGCGCAGAUCACGUCUCCACAUCUCCAGUUCACCCAACAUCUCAGCAGCUUCCUGGAGAACAUGGAGGAGAUCGUGACUGCUCUGCUGAGGCUUUGUAAAGAGGCUUCAUGUGGGGAGGUCUGUCUCUUGGCCUCUGCAGCGCUCGCCAAUGUUACCUUUUUCGAUACGCUCGCCUGCGAGAUGCUUCUUCAGAUGGGCGCCAUGAAAAUCCUACUGAACGCCUGCGCGGACAAACAGCGAAUAGACACGUCGUUUGCCAGAGACCAAAUUGUGACAAUUCUAGCCAACCUGUCGGUUCUGGAACAGGGAGCACCGGAAUUUGUUCAAGAAAAUGGAGUUGGGACUCUGAUGGAGUUGCUGUCUGAGAAAUCCCCUUCUGGAAGACUGUCGGAAAUCUCAUCGUGUGAGCGCGUCCAACAGAAAGCCGCUGUCACCCUCGCGCGUCUGUUCCGGGAUCCGGGCGUUGCCCUCAGUGCAAUAAAACUGAAUUGUAUUCCCCGCCUCAUCAAACUCUGCCGCUCGCCGGACCAGAGAAAUAACAGCGACGCGGUCCUGGUUGCCUGUCUGGCUGCUCUGCGGAGACUGGCGACCAUGUACCCCGAGGGUCUGGAAGAUUCCGACUUCAAGCAACUGGUGAAGCCGCGACUGGUGGAUUCCUUCCUCCUCUGCUCAAACAUGGAAGAGAGUUUCGUAUAGCGCAAAGCCGAGGGGGUCCCUGUGUGUCUUGCACCCUAAUCUCUAAUGGGGCAGAGGAGAAGGACUGGGUGCCCCACCCAAGGGUCUCAGAGCUUCAUUUGUACCAAACUUUUAUACCAACUUUGUAUUUGUUUUUAUGGGUUUCUAUUUGAUCUGAAAACAUUUUAUACUACGAACGAAGACUUUGGGGUACAGUUGGGGGUCUUGGCCAAUGUUGGGUGAGGUGAAUUAUUGCCACUCUCUUCGCUUCCCCUUUAAUUCCCACUUUGUUCCUGAGGAGCUGUGUUUGGUACGGGGACCCCCAGCUUAGAGGGGUGCCUACAGGGUCCACAGGGAGCGGUAUUGCUCUUUGGGGUCCAGUUGAGCAGGCGCUGGGUAUAAAUCAAAUGGACCCCACAAAUAAGGGUAAUUGUAUUAUGAUGGUCCUUAUGGUACCGACCCACUGCUCUGACCUCUUAGACGUAGGAAUUGAGGUUGAAAAAAGACUCAAGUCCGUUGAGUUUGGGUUUUCUGCACCAACUGCACAUUUCCACCAGGGGGCAGCACACAAGGCUUGGGGAUAAAACUGGGGUUUAUUAAGAACAGAAUUUAAUAUAACAGAGACUUUACAAUAAUCCUUAUAUCACAGGUUGGGGGACAAGAAAUUAUUUCUUGUAAUCUGGGGUGUAAAUAAACCGACGUUCCUUCAGCCGAAGGGGGGAAAUUA
Xenopus tropicalis (tropical clawed frog) is the source of this 2772-nucleotide messenger RNA. It is a transcript of the gene insc, whose product is annotated as INSC, spindle orientation adaptor protein. Gene Ontology annotation, biological process: asymmetric cell division. NCBI's taxonomy places the organism in Eukaryota, Metazoa, Chordata, Amphibia, Anura, Pipidae. The coding region runs from base 471 to 2066 and encodes 531 amino acids. The transcript has 14 exons. The record is from RefSeq and is a predicted model, not a curated record.